AUAACUAAAAUACACCUGGGUGUACUCUAAGAUAGAUUCCCUUCCUUACCCUUUUCGAGACUGGUUCAGACAACCAAACUGACGGUUAAAGCCAAAAACACCAACCUCUCUCUCUUCAAGUCUCGACUCUAAUUGCUAUAUGAGCACGAGAUGAUCCUCUUCUGUUCUAGACAACAAAAAGACAAUAUAGAAACCCCCAAACGACAUCUUUCUGAUCACUAGGAUUUUAAAGGCAGAGCAUGAAGAAAAUGCUGCACCGUGAAGGAGAGGAAAUGACAGACUCCGGUGACAGUACGGUGAUUGUAGGAGUCAAGCUUGAUUCAAUGAGUAGAGAGUUGUUGACUUGGGCUUUAGUCAAAGUGGCUCAACCUGGAGAUACUGUUAUUGCUCUUCAUGUUCUAGGUAGUAAUGAAAUUGUGGACCGUGAAGGGAAAUCUUCGCUUCUCUCGCUUGUUAAAGCCUUUGACUCUGUUCUUGCUGUUUAUGAAGGUUUCUGUAACUUGAAACAGGUGGAUCUCAAGCUCAAGAUAUGCAGAGGUUCUUCAACUCGAAAAAUUCUAGUCAGGGAAGUAAAAUCUCAUGCAGCAACGAAGUUUAUAGUUGGAGCCGCCAAGAAUCAUCCUUCAAUUUGGUCAUCAACAUCUGUGGCCAAGUAUUGUGCUAAAAAGCUACCAAAGGACUGUUCUGUUCUUGCUGUCAAUAAUGGGAAAGUUGUUUUUCAAAGGGAGCGCUCUCCAAAUACUACUGGAACAAAAGAUCAUAGUAAGAGUUUGCUUAGUGUCGUUCACCGGACGAUUUCAUCUGAGAAGAAUUCCAGAGUAUUGAAUGAAAGUGGUGCCAAUGGGGGCUCUAAGGAUGAUCAGGAUAAUGACCAGAUUUUGGAGAAGGCCUUAAUGAAAGCUCGUUCGAAUAGUCUGGAAAGUAUCAUGAAAGAGAAUUGCUCAGUUUGUGGGUCGGUUACGAUAUCUGCUGAUGAUUCCAGUAAUGAAUCUGCAGAAGCAUCUUCCAGUGAUAAUGGAGGUGAUGACAAGUCUUUAGCUCUAGUUCCGGUACCAAGGCUAGAGGAACCCACGAGUUCAGUUUCCACAUUAAUUAGACAAGUGCCUGAAUUAAAACCUGGUUGGCCACUGCUCUGUCGUGCAGCUUUACCGGAUCAAAAAGAAUCAAACAUAUCUUUGGUAAGGCAGGUCCGUGUGGUUCAGUGGGAGCAACUCUCAUUAUCCACUGUCAAUUCCGAUCAUAAACAGAAUGGUUCUGAUAAGGGUGAAGAUAAAUUGAAUUUAGAUGGAGAAAGUGGUGCAAUUGUUGCAGUUGGAAUGGAGACAGCGACAGCUCCGCAUACUCCUCACCAAAAUUCAAGAAGUCCGCCAAAAGAAUUGGAGGGUCUUCAUGAGAAAUACUCAGCAACUUGCAGAUUGUUUCAGUACCAAGAACUUCUCUCAGCUACAUCCAAUUUCUUGGCUGAAAAUUUGAUUGGCAAAGGGGGCAGCAGUCAGGUUUAUAAAGGUUGCCUUCCUGAUGGCAAGGAACUUGCUGUGAAAAUCUUAACGCCAUCUGAAGAUGUGUUGAAGGAGUUUGUUCUGGAAAUUGAGAUCAUCACUACCUUACAUCAUAAGAACAUCAUUUCUCUCUUGGGGUUCUGUUUUGAGGACAAAAAUCUUCUCUUAGUUUACGAUUUCCUACCAAGAGGAAGUCUUGAAGACAACCUUUAUGGUAAUAAGAAGGACCCACUUACAUUUGGUUGGAAUGAAAGAUAUAAGGUGGCUUUAGGAGUCGCAGAGGCCUUGGAUUAUCUUCAUAGCUGCAGUGCUCAACCUGUGAUCCACAGAGAUGUUAAAUCAUCCAAUAUACUAUUAUCUGAUGAUUUUGAGCCACAGCUCUCUGAUUUUGGACUUGCUAAAUGGGCACCGACCUCUUCGUCUCAUAUAAUCUGCACUGAUGUUGCUGGAACUUUUGGUUACUUGGCUCCUGAAUACUUCAUGUAUGGCAAAGUUAACAAGAAGAUUGAUGUGUAUGCAUUUGGUGUUGUACUCCUUGAGCUUCUUUCAGGGAAAAAGCCAAUAAGCAAUGAUCUUCCAAAAGGCCAAGAGAGCCUAGUUAUGUGGGCAAAACCGAUCCUAAACGGUGGAAAGGUUUCCCAAUUGUUAGACUCAAGCUUGGGUGAUAGCUAUGAUCUUGAUCAGAUAGAGAGGAUGGUUUUAGCUGCCACUCUGUGUGUAAAACGUGCCCCCCGAGCUAGGCCUCAAAUGAGCCUUGUUGUGAAGCUCCUCCAAGGUGACGUGGAAGCGACCAAGUGGGCAAGGUUGCAAGUUAACGCUGCAAGAUCCCAAGUCAUACCAAAAAAUUUAUUAUAA
This is a messenger RNA of Populus euphratica (Euphrates poplar), 2354 nucleotides long. Its product is annotated as probable receptor-like serine/threonine-protein kinase At5g57670. The record is from RefSeq and is a predicted model, not a curated record. Bases 240 to 2354 code for a protein of 704 amino acids. Gene Ontology annotation, molecular function: ATP binding; protein kinase activity. Gene Ontology annotation, biological process: protein phosphorylation. NCBI's taxonomy places the organism in Eukaryota, Viridiplantae, Streptophyta, Magnoliopsida, Malpighiales, Salicaceae. The transcript is spliced from 10 exons.